AAUUAGUAUAUCCAAUAAACGUUGAACUUUAUUGUAAAUAUAGCAGAUGUCAAUCAACGCAAAAUUCGGGAAUCUGGCGUCUAGCUCCAAUGAGAAUACACGAAAGUUUAAAAUCGAGCACCGGCCUGCUCAAAAUGCAAGGAAUACCAUCAAAGUUCAAGACCGUAGCAGUCAAAACAGACAAGGAGAUAUGAAAAACAACUACGCUUCUAGUCAAAAAAGAGAUGGCGCUCGUAGAGAUUGGCCUCAGAGAUAUCGUCAAUCACGCCACUACUCAAGACCUCGAGUUACACGUGAGACAUUGGAUAACGAACUAGACGAAUACUUCUCAAAGAACCCCAAAGUCGCAGAAGAAAAAUUGAAUGAAGAGCUCGAUUAUUAUAUGUCUCAGCGCAAUGAAAAAGAUACAAGUUCAGUCCAACCUUCAUAGCAAAGAUAGAAGGAGUGAUAUUGCCAGUACUAAAUGUUCGGCACUCUUGUCACAUACAACAUAAUAUACACACGUUAUCAUGAGUAAAUCCAGAAGCUUGCCAUGAACAAUAAGAGUAGUGUGUAACGCGCGUCUAAGUAAUCUUAAAAAAAUGAUUGUUAAGGCGAAUGGCAAAAACAGCUUACUGAGUUGAAGUAUAUAUGA
Schistocerca gregaria is the source of this 634-nucleotide messenger RNA. RefSeq lists its product as uncharacterized. The record is from RefSeq and is a predicted model, not a curated record. NCBI's taxonomy places the organism in Eukaryota, Metazoa, Arthropoda, Insecta, Orthoptera, Acrididae. The transcript has 3 exons. The coding region runs from base 47 to 430 and encodes 127 amino acids.